AUGGAUGAGAAAAAUUUAUCGGGUUAUAAUAAUAAUAAUUCGAAAGAUCAAAAUUUUUCAUCAUCGUCUGAAAGUUUAAAAGCAAAUUAUGGAGAACAUUCUGGAUCGUCAAACGAAGAAAAUUUAUCACCAGAAUACGAAAGUGAAAAAUUUAAAUUUUCCGAAGAGAAUGUUAAUAAAGAAAUGAGAGAAACGUCUUUCAGUCAAAUUCCGGAAAAGUCUAAGACCAUCAUCAAAAAUAUUAUUGAUGAUAAUAUGGAUGAUAAGAAAAAUUCAAUGACCGUAACUGAUGAUGAUACGUGUAGUGGCAUAGGCGUCGAUGGCACAAUUGUUGAUAAGAUGUUGGCAAUGCAACGUGACGACGGUUAUGGAAGUUCAUAUUCAUCACCUCAUAGUGCAGUGUUUACCUUUAAAAUAUUGACCCCACGUUAUCUAUUAUCACUGGAAGGAUAA
Molecule: messenger RNA, 453 nt
Organism: Pediculus humanus corporis (human body louse)
Lineage: Eukaryota; Metazoa; Arthropoda; Insecta; Psocodea; Pediculidae
Exons: 3
Coding region: 1-453 (150 amino acids)
Source: RefSeq, a predicted model, not a curated record